This is a messenger RNA of Hyalella azteca, 1800 nucleotides long. RefSeq lists its product as uncharacterized. Lineage: Eukaryota; Metazoa; Arthropoda; Malacostraca; Amphipoda; Hyalellidae. Bases 243 to 1646 code for a protein of 467 amino acids. The record is from RefSeq and is a predicted model, not a curated record. The transcript has 2 exons.
UGGUCGACGUUUUCGUUGGCGUGGCCCGCUUAUCUUCCAGUCGGGGAACUUGGGUCAAUAUAUGAAAAGUUUUUUUUUAUUAUCUGUGUCAUUUUGGGAAUAAGUCUAUUCAUUGCACCAGUAAUAUAUAAUGGAUUAACUGCUAAACAACUUUCCUCUUCUACAUGGCUUAUCAUAACUCGAUGGCAACAGUUCGCGUGGUAUGGCCAUAUUGAAAUUUAUUGCGUGAACUCCGUAUCAUAAUGACUCCCGGAACACUCAAAGGGCAGAAGAUUCCUCAUCUCUCUUUGCCUGAAGGAGUACGUGAAUCUGAAAUAUCAUUUAUAAUCACGAGUGUGGUGUUGAGGGCUGCUCUGAGCGCCACAUCACCUUGGCACAAGUGGGUUCUACUCGGUGCUCUGGAGCUGCUUCAUGGCCGCCUUCCUGCCAGCUUGGACCAGAAAUCCUUUGCUUAUCUCACAGCCUUCCAAUCUGAGUGUGGAGUUCACCCUAACCUAAAAGAUGCAAAACAAUCUAUACCAAUAAAUGAACACAAACAUUCCCACAACUUGGCUGACCUUCCACGUGAAUUUGAACUCGGUUGUGACUUUGCUGAUAGUGCUGCAGUACACAAAUCUCAACACCAUUGCGGAGAUCCAUCCUCAAAGAAACAAAAACUAAGCCAUUCAAGUGCAAACUCUAUAAAUACAAGCAUAAAUCAGGUGCUGGAAAGGAAUUCUGUGCAUGGAAAUGAUACUCGUAGUUGCAGUCAGCACUUGAAAGUAGAGAGUGUUAACGACAGUUCGAAUAUACUUGAUUGUACUCCCUGUGGGGAGGAUGAAGAUCAUCCCUUCUCUGUCCCGCCAUCUGCUGUAUCAUCUCCUAAAGAUUCGUCUUGCAUCCCUUUAGCUCCCUCUAAUCCUGCUCCUUCCCUCGAUCAAAUUUUAUCUCCUAUUAUUACUGCAUCAUCAUCAGAAACCCCAUGUAUCUCAAAACUGAAAUCUACAUCUGAGAAUGGAGGACUGGAGACACAAAUUACAUCAUUUAACACACCUUUCAAAGCUCAAUACCCGGUAGUAUUAUUGAGAGAGGAUGAUAGAAAAGCUGUUGAAGAUUUUUUAGCCACUAAUGGCAAAUUUUAUAAAAAAUCUCGUUUUCAGACAACUAACAAGGAAACCAAAGAAGUGUUGCUGCACAAGGAUAUUGCUUGUCAAGUGCUACCUGAAACCAUAAGUCUUGGUAUACAAGCCAGACCAGAUACUUGCAAUAAGUGGAUUCAAGUUCGAAGGAAAAGAUUCGUUGAAAAAUCUACUCAGACCUCAUCAUUUCCCAGUUUUUCUCAAGCUUCACAAACUGAAAUGAAUAUGGACAAGGAGCAGUCGAGACAAUUGCCACCACCUUGCCUUGAAGCAGCCAAUAUAGAGAGCCAAACUGACGUAUCAAGUGGCAGUUUAGAGCUCAAGACUGUUGCGAGAAAAAGAUGGAAAUUGUGUCGUCUGUCUUUGCCAGCUCAGUCUUCGGGCAGAGGCGUAGACUCCGUUGAUCAUCAGGGAAGGCCUCUGUUCCAUGGCCGGCCGUUGAAUAAGAGUAAGGAAAACCAUUCACUUGUGAUCCCUCUAGAACAAGUUGAUGUCGACUUUGUAGCAAGUGAUCCUAGGCUUGAAUGAAAUUUUGUUGGAGAAGCUCAUGAUGUCCAUUUUAGUGCCUAUGUCAAUAGUUUGCUUACAUUGCAAGUUCACCUAGAAUUUAUAAAUGAAGAAAACGCUAAUCAAAUUCAACAUAUCGUCAUGAAAAACGGUCUGAAGAGUAAGAGUUCUAUUU